Salmo salar (Atlantic salmon) is the source of this 3316-nucleotide messenger RNA. Its product is annotated as piggyBac transposable element-derived protein 4. The record is from RefSeq and is a predicted model, not a curated record. Lineage: Eukaryota; Metazoa; Chordata; Actinopteri; Salmoniformes; Salmonidae.
GUUAACGUUACAGUUAUGCAAGGUUAUGGUUAUGGUUAAGGUUAGAGUAGGGACGUUCCAAAGAUCCCGGGUUGGACUUAAACCAUUUGUUUUGUAGCUAGUCACUCGCCAUUCCACUCGCUAGUGCUUCGUUCCAUCAGAUAACCUUUAUGGUGCUUCUGGUAUGGUGUCUACCAUGUAAUGCCAUAAUUAUACCUAAACACAGCUAGCCACCUAAACGUGGAGAAACGAAAUACAUGGUUGCAAGCCGUCAGCACUAAACAGGCUGUGGAGAUAGCCAGUGGGUAAUGAUGGAGCAGAAGGAAGUGCCGGACACAAUUGGUCAGGCCAGACACUCUCUCUUUGGAUGCAACAACAAGAGGGGGGAUAAAAGGCAACGAGAAAACAGUACUGACGAGGAUGGAGGGGAAGUACAAGAGAAUGACUGGGAUGAAAACUAUGAAUGUGACAGCAACAUAUCAUAUUUCGAAGAUGAGAUGGAUCAACUUUUGGACCUAGAGGAAAAUAAAGACUGUUGGACAGAACCUUUAGAGACUGUAGACGGCAAUGGGGCAGCAGUUACAGAGACUAGAGGGAGGGAUGACUCCCCUCCCAAAGCGACAGUCUCUUCACAGUCCAGAGUAAGGUUUCCCUCGUCUUCCUCCUUAAUAGAUUCCGAUUUCAAAGAAGCGUUGGAUCAACUUUUGGACCAAGAGGAAGAUGAAGACAGUUGGACAGAACCUUCAGAGACUGUAGAUGGGAAUGAUUCCCUGUCCAAUGGGACAGACUCUUCACAGCCCAGAGUAAGAGGUUCCUUCCCUCUCUCCACUGAGGCUUCAGAGUCCAGUGGGGAGGAUGAAGACACAUUUUCCUUUGAGACAGAAGCCAUAGAGACCAGAGCUUCAAACAAGAGAAAAACCAUCUCCAGCCCUAAAGGAACACAGAAAAAGAGGAGAAAGAAGGCCAGGCCUCCAUCCUCUCCCCUUUGGUUAUCCAGCCCUGCCAAAUCCAGAAGGAACGCUCAUGCAGCCACACCUCUUAUCAUUGGGUCAGAGAGGAGGUGGAAGACUGAGGAUGAACCAGACCAAGAGCCUAAACUGUUCCCCUUUGAACCAGCUAGGACUCCAGGACCCCAGCUGGACACUUCAAAGAACUACACUGUUCUAGAGCUCUUCCAGCUCUUCUUCAGUAAUGACGUUGUUGAUACUCUCUGCUCAAACACCAACAAGAAUGCCAAGAGAAGACAUGAACAGGGAUUUAAACCUGUAUCUGUGGAGGAAAUGUACAACUACCUCAGCAUUGUAAUCUAUAUGGGUCUGCUGAAUGUGCACACUGUAUCAGACUACUGGGUCCCGAACAGGUUGUAUGGUAUUCCUUUUUGCCGUACAGUCAUGACUAUGACAAGAUUUCGGGCGAUCACCUAUUCACUGCACAUGAGUGACCCAGCAGAAGAUGAGGAAAACGACAAGAAGAAGGGGACUGCGGGGUAUGAUCGGCUCAUGAGAAUCAAACCUCUCAAAGACCAGAUAUUGGCGGCAUGCAGAGCCUUCUACCACCCAUUCCAGAACCUUUCCAUUGAUGAGCGUAUGGUGCGCUCCAAGGCCCGCCACAGCCUCAAACAAUACAUUAAAUCCAAGCCCUACAGGUAUGGAUUCAAGCUGUAUGUUUUAGCAGAUUCAAGAAAUGGCUACACCUGCGACUUCAAUGUCUUUAUGAGCAAGAACCCAUCUGUUUCAGGCAAAGGGGAGAGCUAUGAUGCUGUCAUGGACCUGUUGAAUAUCCCUCACUUGGGCACUGGGUACCACAUUUACGUUGAUAAUUAUUUCACCAGCGCAACUCUCUUCCGUGACCUGUACAAGAACAAAUUAGGAGCUUGUGGAACCAUACGUGAAAACCGUGUGGGCCUCGCUGGUGUUCAGGAGAACAGUAUGCCUCCCAGAGCAAAGAGAGGGACCAUCCGCUGGCUUCGUGACGGGGAGCUGCUCUUCACCAAGUGGAUGGACGCACGACCAGUCAUCAUGUGUACCACCAUCCAUAAAGCCUUUGCAAAGGAGCAGGUGCAACGACGCAAGAGGUUAGAGGAUGGAACCUGGACAACAGAGCCUGUACCCGCCCCAGCGCCGAUUAAGUCCUACAACAAGUAUAUGGGGGGUGUGGACCUGUCUGAUUCCCUUAUCAAAUGCUACAGUGUGGCCCAGAAAACCAUGAAGUGGUACAAAACCUUCUUCUACCACUUUGUAGAUGUUGCUGUGGUGAACAGUUGGCUCAUGCACAAGGACAUGGCCGUGACAAAGAACACAAAGCCCAUGGCCCAAAAACAGUUCAGGGAGAAGCUGUGUUCGCAGCUUGCUGACAUUGCAUUGAAAGGGGAUGUUCAGGAGGAGAGGGGGGAGGAGCAGAAGGAACAACCGAGCGAACAGCGAGUGGAAAGGCAGGGUGAAAAGCAUGGUGAAAAACAGGAUGAAAAGCAGGGUGAAGAAGAGGAAGAGGUGGAAGUUGGUUUAUUGUGCUGUCCUGUGCCCACAAAAGAUCCCAUCACUGUUGCGUUGUGUAAUAAAGCUUCUGAGGGAAGGAGGCAGUGUCAUUUGUGUAAGCACAAGACCAUUUGGCAGUGUGAGUCCUGCAAGGUGGCACUCUGCAUAAUACCAGAUAGGAACUGCUUCAGAAUAUGGCAUGUGAAAAAAGACAAUGACGAGCAAGAUUCAAGUUAAUAGUUUAUUUUCGUUCCAAGGGUUAGGCCUACAGGAUUUCUGAAUUGGUGGGAUGUAUAGAGAAUUGUUGCGCCUAUAUAUUGUUGCACAUUGGGCCAGUAACCGAAAGGUCGCUGGUUUGAAUACCUGAUCCGACAAGGUGAAAAAUCUGUCGACUUGCCUUUGAGCAUGGCACUGUAACCUAAUUUGCCCCAGGGGUGCCAUACUACUAUGGCUGCCCCUGUAAAUCAACAUAUUUCACUCCACCUAUCCGGUGUAUGUGAUGACAAAACAAUUGUAUUUAUUUUUUUAAUUCAAAUGUAUUUGUGUUCACCACAAAUGUUUGCUUAUGGUUGCCAAUAGUUUUGUGCGGUAAACACAUGGCUUGCUAUAACUCCCAAAAGCUCAACAAUGCUUUCUAUAUCACGUAUCAGGAAUUGCUGAACAAAAAAACAUUGGAAGACAUUUUGCUGUCCAUUAGAAAAUUAGCAACUGUUUUCUUUAUUGAUCAUUUUGGAAAUUGUUUCAGAUCAUUAUGAAUUAGUUGUUCACCUUUAUGCUUUGGAAUUGCCACUUUGGGAACAUCUCAGCUUGCCUGCUUUGGUUACCAGGGUUUGGGUUAAUAAAUAAAAACAUCUAUAACAUUC